GCGGGAGCGAGGGGCCCCGGUGCUACCUUGCCUUCUCCUCCGUGACCUGCAGGGCAUUGCCUCGUCCGGCUGAGCACAGCGCGGCGUGCUCUGCCCGCCGAGAGAACCCCCAGAUACACAGACUGAGGUGUGCCUUUUACUGUAUUGGAACUGAAGCGCUAUGGAGCAGUACACGGCGAAUAGUAACAGUUCCACAGAGCAGAUCGUUGUGCAGGCUGGACAGAUUCAGCAGCAGCAGCAGGGUGGUGUCACUGCUGUCCAGUUGCAGACUGAGGCCCAGGUGGCAUCCGCCUCAGGCCAGCAAGUCCAGACCCUCCAGGUAGUCCAGGGUCAACCACUAAUGGUACAAGUAAGCGGAGGUCAGCUGAUCACAUCAACUGGCCAGCCGAUCAUGGUGCAGGCUGUGCCUGGGGGUCAGGGCCAGACAAUCAUGCAAGUCCCGGUUUCUGGAACACAGGGACUGCAGCAGAUUCAGUUGGUCCAGCCAGGUCAGAUUCAGAUUCAAGGUGGGCAGGCUGUGCAGGUACAGGGGCAGCAGGGCCAGACCCAGCAGAUCAUUAUACAGCAGCCACAGACUGCAGUUACUGCUGGCCAGACACAGACCCAGCAACAAAUAGCAGUUCAAGGACAACAGGUAGCACAAGCAGCUGAAGGCCAGACCAUAGUCUAUCAGCCAGUUAAUGCUGACGGAACCAUUCUCCAACAAGUUACAGUCCCUGUUACAGGCAUGAUCACCAUUCCAGCAGCCAGUUUGGCUGGAGCGCAAAUUGUCCAAACAGGAGCCAACACCAAUACAACCAGUAGUGGACAAGGGACUGUCACAGUGACACUGCCAGUUGCUGGAAAUGUUGUCAAUUCAGGUGGAAUGGUUAUGAUGGUACCUGGAGCUGGAUCAGUACCAGCUAUCCAGAGAAUACCUUUGCCUGGAGCAGAAAUGCUGGAAGAAGAGCCCCUCUAUGUAAAUGCCAAGCAGUAUCACCGGAUCCUUAAGAGGAGGCAGGCACGUGCUAAGCUUGAAGCAGAGGGAAAAAUUCCGAAAGAAAGAAGGAAAUACUUGCAUGAAUCUCGGCAUCGUCAUGCCAUGGCCAGGAAGCGGGGAGAAGGUGGACGUUUCUUCUCACCAAAGGAAAAAGACAGCCCUCAUAUGCAGGAUCCAACUCAGACCAAUGAAGAAGCAAUGACACAGAUGAUCAGAGUUUCCUAACCACUGCUUAAAGAAAAAAAAUAACUGAAUAGAAUUCCCGUCCCUUCUGCAAGUCUGUCCUACCUUUCCAGUGUAUCAAGCGAGUCUUUCAAUGGGACAAUCGCCAUAUCGCAGCCUAUCCUUUUCUACAGAACAAGCACCACGUUUUCAGUAUGUGGUCGAGAUUUUAACUGCAGUUGACUCAACAAAUAGACACUUAACGACUUUCUUGUUAUACUCUUCUGAUCCAGCACAGGGAUUUCAGAGUCUGACUGCUCAUGCCUUUUUUUUUUUUUCUUCUUUUAAACAUCUCUUGCAUUAAGAUUGGCCAUGGGUGAGAGUGUGCCACUGACUCAGUGAUCAGCAAUAACUCUGGCAUGCUGAAGCAGGGCCAGCAAAGACCUCUUGGAGUUACAGCCCUUCUGUACAGAGACAUAAUCCAAUUUAUAGCAACCAGCACUGACGUGGCUACACCACAGUACUUUGUUUUCCCAGCAGAGACUUGUUAUUUACAUCCAUUCCUUACACCUUUGGACUUUAUUGUCAACUGAACUGUUCCCUGUUGUUGCAUCUGCACUUCUGAAACUGGCAGAAACUGAAGGGGGGUUCUUUUAAGUUCCACCUCCUAAAAUAUGUAAACAGCAAGCUCUUCUCUGGGAAAAGUUCAGCCAUCCAGUCACACUGAUAGAACUAUUUCAAGAUUAUUACAGGACUUGAUAUAUUGUGUAUCCCUUCCAAGAAGUAAGACGGGAGAGGGUGAUGUGGGGAUAAGGAUUUAAUUAGUAAAAGCGAUCUCUGGGUGUUUUUUGGUAUGUUUAUUGCCAGUAGUCGUUGCUUUGGAAGAAAAAUGGAUGCUAGUAUAACAAGGAUUAAUACUUUUAAGUGAGUCUCUUCCAAAGCAUUUUUUUUUUUUUUAAAAUCUUCCUUCUAACCUGCCAGUCCAGUGCAUGGUUCCUCCAAAAGACAUAAAAUCUGCAAUCUCAGAGUGAUAGCACUUGACCAUCUUUGUGAUGGUGUUUCUUGAUGUCUGUUCUAAAUCAGUUCUACAAUUCUCUCAUUCUACACAGAGUGAGGGAUUGUUUCAUGACAGCAGAAGCAUAGGGCAACUCAGCUCAUCCUGAUGUAACUGAAGGGUUAAACAAAUGAAGGCAGAUAUUGAUGAACCUUUCAGGCUUUUUAUAGACUAUCCUCUUUAAAUAAAAUAAAAAAGUGGCACUUAAUGAAGGAGGAGUACUUACAUUUUUAAAAAAAGGAUUUUUUCAUGACCUAUAGCUGGCUUCUGGCUGAAUAUCUCGACAAAACAUAUCUUUAUCUUUAAUUCUGUAGCUCAUUACAGAUUUUAAGCUUGCUCCAUUCUUACUAAUUUGAAAUUUGGCGAUGGAAGCUGUAGUUCAUAAGCAUUUUAACAGGUGAUACUUGCAUCUUUCCGUGCCUGUCUCCUCCCAUCUUGAAUGAGUUUUACAGAUGCUUUGUGUAUCACCUGCGUGCUGUAGUCCCAUCUAUUCCAAUUUUUGUGUUCUGUAGUUAAAACAUAAAACUGCAUCAGAGCGGUUAAGCAUGGGAUUGGAAAUAUUGCCAGGCAUUGUCAUUGAGGGAGGUGAUUAUGAACCUGAAAAGGUAAAGUUGCAGAGGGUGAGGUGUUUUUGAAGAAAGCAGCCAAGGAUGGGCGAGACUGGUUUAAAUUCAGUGAACUCUGUUUUCAAGUGACAAAAAAGUAAAUGCAACUUGAAAAAUACAACCCACUAUGUUUUUCCCAUUUACUGAAAGCUUAUGACUAAAUGCAAAAUGGAAGGCAAAUUAGCAAGUUGUAGAAGAUUGGGAGGAUACAAAAAGGCAGAGCCUUGAAAAUUCUAUUUACUUUGGAUAAAAGAGAAAAAUACUACACCUAAGAGUAUGAGAAGAUGGGAAGGAAUGCAAGAGGAGGGAGCAGAAAUGCAGAGAAACGUUAGAUUCUAUAUUGCCAGCAGGCAGUCUUGGAGGAAGAGUAUGCCUGUCUAGAUACUAAGGAUGACAAUGUUUAGGUCAGCCACCUGUGGAGGUAUGUAGCCAGUGAAAGAACAAAGAAGAAAUGCAGAUUUGGUAUUUGUAGUUGGGCAGCUGGAUUUUCUAAAUGGAGUUUGGUUCAUUUUUCUAAAUUUUUAGUUCCAUGUACUUACCUUUACCACAGCUGACGUGGUGAACUGAAGCUGAGGAAGAAAAUGUUCGACACACAGUGACACCUGCAGCUAUGGGAGGAGGUGGCCUAGUUCUUGAUGUGCAAAUAAAUCUUCUUUCUUUCGAUUUUGUCUUAAAUUAUAUUAGGAAUCUAACGCUCUGCUCACAAAUCUUACAUUAGGAUUUUUUCCCAAUGAUUUAAAAGGCAUUUGUUUACCUCCAUUGCAUUGAUGGCAUCUUUGGUGCCUUUGGUUGCUUCAGCCUUAAAAUACUUGGCCAAUUAGAGCAUGGUGCUUAUUUUCUUCAGUUGGCGACUAUGAAAUCCUCACCUAGCAUUUCUUGUGAGGUCACCCAUUUCAGGAAAUAUAUAGCUCUCUUUUAGUGAAGUAAUAACAAAAAAAUUGCUUUAGUUGAAUUUGCAUCAUUAUUGUAAAUAUUUUUUUAGAGCAUCUGUACAUUUUGUCAGUGGAGUAUUCAUGUGCUGAAGGAAUAUUUCUGUGCUGGAGUAAGACAGCCUCUCCAUAACGUUUCUGCUCUUCAACUGACGGCUAAUCUCUGUCCUGGAGAACCCCCUCUGAGAGUUGGAAGUUAGGGAAGCAAGAUUAUUGCUCUGACAUAGGUAUUUUUUUUUAAUGAGUAAUUACUUCUUUUCUUAAAGAACUUGUAAACUUCUUCAAAACAGAACUUUUUUCCCAGUAAGCCCUUCAUAUAUAGGUUCUCUGAUCCGUUGUUGUAGAAUGUGUAUUAAGACCUAUGGAUUUGUGUUAUAUAGCAAGUCUUAUCGUUAAUACUUUAAAUAGUGAUGUGAAAGCCUGAGUGCUACUGUCAUAUUUUUCAUUUGCUUUGGGUUAUGUGUAUCACUUCUAAAAGUAGUGUUUGCUUGGUGAGAUUGGAGAUAACGGUCAACACCAUGUUACCAAAAAAGUCUGCUUUCUUUUCCUGGGUAAAUUUGUUAAAUUGGAGACGUCAUCAAGUUCAAACCUCCCUAGUAAUUAAAUAAGAAUUCUUUGUGGAUUGGCUACACUUGAGCAAAAACUCCACUUCAGGAGUGCAUAAAAGAGUGGAUGAGGCUGAAAGAAGAGGCUUGGAGAGAAACGUGGUCGAUUGACCCAGAGAGCACUGGAGCGGCGAACCGAUCAAAAACCAGUUUUAUGUGAGUGUAAAGACUGGGAUGUGGAAAAUGGUCCUCAAGUGAUGCUAAAUGGCUUUAAGGCCUUGCAUGUUAAAAAGAGGGGGGAAAAAAAGAAAAUCUUUUCUUUGUGAACAGGUGUGGGAGGGUACUGAGAUUAACGUAAUGUAAGGCAAAGUUUGUAUAUAGUUAAAAGUUUAUAAUUUUUUUUAUAUGAUGCAUUUUUUCAAGUGUAUUUUGGUCUUUAAUAGAUGCAAUUGUAAGUACUGUGUACACUAUCCAGCUAAUAAAAAUUUAUAA
Molecule: messenger RNA, 4766 nt
Organism: Gymnogyps californianus (California condor)
Lineage: Eukaryota; Metazoa; Chordata; Aves; Accipitriformes; Cathartidae
Gene: NFYA
Product: nuclear transcription factor Y subunit alpha
Exons: 10
Coding region: 161-1204 (347 amino acids)
Biological process (GO): regulation of transcription by RNA polymerase II
Cellular component (GO): CCAAT-binding factor complex
Molecular function (GO): DNA-binding transcription factor activity, RNA polymerase II-specific; RNA polymerase II cis-regulatory region sequence-specific DNA binding
Source: RefSeq, a predicted model, not a curated record